Fomitopsis serialis is the source of this 957-nucleotide messenger RNA. RefSeq lists its product as uncharacterized. The record is from RefSeq and is a predicted model, not a curated record. NCBI's taxonomy places the organism in Eukaryota, Fungi, Basidiomycota, Agaricomycetes, Polyporales, Fomitopsidaceae. The coding region runs from base 1 to 957 and encodes 318 amino acids. The transcript has 2 exons.
AUGUUCUCUACCUUGACUCUUACGGGCGACGCGAUUCCAAAGCCCAUCACUUUAUCGAGGCAAGAAGACUUCCCGGCUUGCCAAUUCGACGCCGAUGCUGGCAAGUUUCGAACCAGACCGGACUGGCAGCCAUCAUCGUCUCCCCACAAUCAUGCUGGCCACCUGUUUCUGAGACUGGGAAAUUGCAUCGGUGGCGGCAGAUCCGCCGUGGUCUAUGAUGCCGAGAUCCUGACCACAUCUGCCUCAAAGGAAGGCUACAUUCCCCUUCCCUCAGAAGAGAAACUUUGUGUCAAGAUUGCUCGGCCUAAUCGUUGUCGCACACUCGCGCGGGAAGCAUGGGUCUGUGACCAGCUAAGGUCCCGGGACCGGUUGCAGGGCGUGAUUGCCCCCCGUACAUAUGGCUUCUUCGCUGUCGAGCUAUCUCGCCAACAACCGCCGACGUUUCCGCCUUGGAACACUGAGGAUUUCGAGCUUGACCUACGCGAAGACGACCCAGAAGACGAUCCCCUCCGCGACGAUCCCCUGCCGGGAGACAGGUUAAUUGAUGUAUACGAUGAGGGUCCUGGGGGCAGGGAGCUCUCGUCAUGGUGCCACUGGCGGCCGGAUCCUGAUGCACCGCUCUUAGCUGUCAUCGUUAUGUCACGCGGGGGUGCGGUUUACACAAGGGAGGAUGAUGCCGACAAAGCGACGCAAGAGGACGUACGUGCGAUACUGGAUGACUUGGCAGCCAGCUACCUAUGGCACGGUGAUCUGCGCCCCAACAAUCUUGUGCGUGCGCCGGCAGGCACGGAACUGUGCAAGACACACAACCGUGUCCACGCGUGGAACAUCAUUGAUUUUGCCUGGACCUGCGUCGACGAUGCGAAUGGCGACUUCAAAACGAAGUCGAGGAGCAUACGUGAACUUCAACGCGCGGGCUUUGGGACCUGGUAUUUCUGGCAUGGUUCCCACACUUGA